AUGGUGAACGUGGUGACGUUUGCUAUCUACGGGGACCUCAAGCACGCCAUUGCAUCCAAUGUUUGGGCGACCGAGAAAUUGGCGGAACAUGCUAAGCGUGUUCUAGAGGAUGAGGUUAUGGAAAAGGGCUACAAGGAAACCCUGCUGUCGAUUCUAUGUCACGAAGAAGGAUUUGCAAUUGGAUCUGACGAGAAGGGAAAGGGCAUCGACAACCAUGUCGUGAGGGAGACAGGAGGUCCUCAGAGAGUUGGAUCCGUGGCACAGCUGGACAAGAGAAGAGGCGAUUCGAGCAGCAGUGAAGCUGGUCGAGUUUUCUCAGAGAAGACUCGACCACUGGGGUUAGGUCGAAGCUCCACCUUCAAUGAAUCCAGCCUUGUUCAAAGAGGAAGAGGAAGAGGUAGGGGUCGUGGCCGGGGCCGGGGCCGGGGCUGGGGCUGGGGCCGGGGCGAGGGGGAUGGUCAAGGCCGAGGUGAGGGUCAGACUGAGGGCCGGGGUAGGGUUAGGGGUAGGGGUAGGGGUAGAGGCCGUGGCCGAGGCAGACUGCAAGGUGACUUGGAGAAGACUACUGUGUCACAAGGUCAUGAAUGGGGCAGGGAAGAGAUGAGUGACAGCACUCAUAACAGUAAUUCCAUGGAGCAGGGUGGAGACGAAGGGUUUGAAUCAAGAAACCCGCUAAGUCGCAGAUGUGAUUGCAGCUGUCAUGAUUCUCAGUCCGAGGAGACUGCCUCGUUGCAUACAUCUAAUCCUGAUUUUGAUUCUCCCCAUCCUUCUCCUUCUCAUAAUUUGGAUUCCGAUGAUUCCAUGGAUAAUGGCCUUAUGCUGAAUCAGGACAGCGAGUUUACUAGGAUCCCUGGCGCGGACAAUCGAUGCAAUCUGACUGCACUGCCCACUGCUCCAAAGAAGCGGUGGCUACAAAGAAGCAUGAUGGAGCACGAUCCUCAGAAUCCGACGAAUCCGGAGGAGCAUGAGGCUAGAGACCCGGACAGUCAUGCUGCAGCCAGAGGCCCCCCAGCGCCUACCAAGAAGCUGCGGAAUAAAGAGAGAGUCGGGCCAUAUAGAAGCAAAUUUCGAAGGCAAGUGAUGCGCUUUCUUCAGAGACCAGCCGAAAAGGGGGAGUACGCCAGCCUCCUCAGGGAGCUGAAGGCUGGAAACUUCUUCGAGCACCAUCCCGAUGUCAAAAAGAAACUGAGAAGGCACCGCUUUAGCCGGGGAAAACUCUUAACAAUCAUCCGCGGCUUCUACUUCUGGCUCCAGAAUCCGACACUAGAAGGAGGCUUCAAACCGUGGAAAGAUCGACGGUGCCUUGCAGUAGAGCCAUCACUGCAGACAUCAUACUGUGAGUUGUCGGAUUAGGCAGACGCACGAGCUG
Messenger RNA from Andrographis paniculata, 1369 nucleotides. RefSeq lists its product as uncharacterized. The record is from RefSeq and is a predicted model, not a curated record. The transcript has 4 exons. Bases 1 to 1353 code for a protein of 450 amino acids. Lineage: Eukaryota; Viridiplantae; Streptophyta; Magnoliopsida; Lamiales; Acanthaceae.